AUGGAUUUUGGUACAUCUGUUGGGACUGAAAUUGUAAAGGAUUUGAUAUAUGCUGUAACACGUCAAGAUCGUUAUUCUGUCUGCUUCAGCAGUUUUGUUGAAGAUGUUGGAAAAGAAAAACAAAUGUUGACAUUAACAAGGAAAAGUGUACUGGAUAAAGCGGAUAAAGCUAAAAAGAGAACUGAAAAGAUUGCUGAUGAUGUUGAGCAGUGGCUGAAUAAUGCAGAUAUUCUCUUGGAAGAAGUGGAGAUCCUGGAAAAGAAAGCAGAAACAAAAAAAAGUUGUUUUCUUGGUCACUGCCCCAAUUGGAUCUGGCGAUACCGUCUUGGAAAGGAGGCAGCAAAGAAGAAGCUUACCAUAAGAAAGCUCAAUACAAAUAUACAAAAUCAAAUUCUAAAUGCACUAAAAGAUGAUGAGGUUCGCAUGAUUGGAGUGUAUGGCAUGGGAGGCAUUGGAAAAACGGCCUUGGUAAAGGAAGUUGGUAAAGAAGCAGAGCAAAUCUUUGACAAAGUUGUCUUUCUUCCUGUGUCCAGUGCCUUGGAUGUUAGAAAAAUUCAAGGAAAUAUUGCCAGCGCAUUAGAUUUUGAGUUGAAGGAAGAAGAUAUUUCAGUGAGAGCCAAGCGCUUGUAUCUGAGAUUAACUAGUGGACAAAAUAUUCUUAUAAUUCUGGAUGAUGUAUGGCAAAUGCUUGAUUUUGAAGCCAUAGGGAUUCCCUUUGGUGAAAAUUACAGGGGUUGCAACAUUCUCUUGACUACAAGAAGUCUACAUGUAUGUACUAUGAUGCAUUGUCAAAGAAUAAUUCCCCUAACACUCAUAACUGAGGAAGAAGCGUGGGCUAUGUUCCAAAAACAUGCACAUAUAAUGGAUAAAGCAUCUGAAGCCCUAAAAGGUCUGGCACAAGAAAUUACAAAUCAAUGUAAAGGACUCCCAGUUGCAAUCAAAGCUGUAGCUAGCACUUUGAAAGGCAAAAAGAUGGUUGAGUGGGUAGAAGCACUGGAAACAUUGAGAGAGUCUAAACCACUGGAUAUCGAACCGGGUCUGGAAAAUCCUUAUAAAUGUCUACAAUUAAGUUAUGAUAAUUUGAAGAAUGAAGAGGCCAAGUCACUUUUCUUGUUGUGUUCUCUUUUCCCAGAAGAUUCAGAAAUUCCUCUUGAAAUUCUAAUCAGAUUUGGGUUUGGGCUAGGCUUGUUCGAAGAUGUUAAUUCAUUCGAGAGGGCAAGGACCAAAGUGACUGCAACCAUUAAUAAACUCCUAAACUCUGGUUUGUUGCUUCAGGCUGAAGAAAGACCAGCUGUGAUCAUGAAUGACUUGGUCUGUGAUGUAGCCUUGUGGAUAGCAAAGAAAGAAAUUCAUGUCAUUAUGGAUCCAAAGAUGGAUACCAAGACAUUGAAAGAAGAUACAGACAUAAAAGGUACAAUUAAGUUCUUGUAUUGUUAUAACAUAAAUGAAUUUCCAGAUCAAUUGGAUUGUCCAAAUCUUGAGAUUCUAUACAUGUACAAAGACAGCGAAGGUUCUUUUAAAGUUUUGGUCUUGCAUUAUCAUAGAAUUUUAAAAGGAAUCCCGAGUCUAUUGUUGGCACAGUCAAUUCCUUGCUUAACAAAUCUUCGAACCUUAUGCCUAAGAGGAUGCAGAUUGGAUGACCUCUCCUUUUUGGGAAAGUUAGAGAAACUUGAGACUCUUGAAUUCUACAACUGUAUGAUUAAUGAAUUGUCAAAUGACAUAGCAGAACUGAAGAAAUUGAGGUUGUUAGAUGUAUCAUUGUGCAGUAUAGAAGGAAAUCCUUAUGAUGUUCUGGGAAGAUGUUCACAACUAGAAGAGUUGUAUUUUAUAAAAAAUGAUCUUCCAGAAAGGGUAUUAAAUGAUCAAAAUCUGGUCAAAUUCUUUCACAAGAGCAGCUCUUUGUAUAGAUUUCAAAGGUAUCAUUUAGAUAUUGGAAGUUCUGAUUAUAAAUUUAAAGGUGAUAUGAGAUCAAAACUCUUAUCUGUAGACCAUUUUGAUGUCUCCACAUCAAGUGCAGCAAUCAAGGAUCUGGUACAAAGAGCAGAAAUUCUUUUUCUUAGAAACAUAAAGGGAAGUUGUAAAAAUUUUAUCCCUAACAUAGCUCAAAUAGAAGGAAGAAGUACAAAUGAGUUGAUUGAGCUUCACCUUGAUCGUUCUGAUGAGAUGGAGUGUUUGAUUGACACUUCCAAUUUGUUUUGUGUUGGGAUUGUCUUCUCCAAUUUGGUUAAGCUAAGAGUCACAUGGAUGAAGCAUUUGAAGGCACUGUUCCAUGGUCCACCUCCGCCUGGCCUUUUUGAGAAGUUAGAGGAGUUGCGUAUUGCCCAGUGCAGCCAGCUGCGUAGCAUAUCAUCUUUAGAGAAGCUGAACAUGCAAUGUCUUAAGGUCUUAAAGUUUGAGAAUUGCCCCAUGUUGACGUCUCUCUUCUCCCCUGCUGUUAUUCAAAGUUUGGGGCAACUGGAAGUACUGAACAUAAGACGUUGUGAUGGUCUGAAGCAUAUAAUGACAGAUGAAGAUGCAGAGAUUGUUUUAGAUGAUAAUGGUCAACAGAGUUAUAGAUUAAUGUUCACAAAAUUAAAACAUCUUGUUGUCAAAUGGUGUGAAAAGUUGGAAAGCUUAAUCCCAGUCACUUUUUCUAAGGGCCUUAAGCAAUUGGAGUGUUUGGAAAUAGACAAAGCUCCUGAGUUGAAAUAUGUGUUUCACCAAGAUCAGCUAUCUUGUCAAAAUCAAAAUGAAUUACAUGUCAUUGAGUUUCCUGUUUUGAAAUUACUGAAGCUCUUACACUUGCCAAAUAUCAUCAACAUUUGCCCAGAAAGUUAUCAUCCAAUGUUGCCAUGUUUGCAAAACUUAUAUUUGCAGCAAUGUCCCCAGUUAAACGUCAUGUCUGUCAGUCAUUCCAUUUUUGGUUCAAUGAGACAAGAAGGUGAUACAAAGUGGUGGUUGGAGAUUCCAAUUUUCAAAACCUAUGGACCUAAGGCUGUAGCAACUUGUAGCUUUCCUAGAGAUUUUACUGCACCUGUGGUAGGAGAUUUCAAAAUGUAG
Molecule: messenger RNA, 3039 nt
Organism: Abrus precatorius (Indian licorice)
Lineage: Eukaryota; Viridiplantae; Streptophyta; Magnoliopsida; Fabales; Fabaceae
Product: disease resistance protein At4g27190-like
Exons: 3
Coding region: 1-3039 (1012 amino acids)
Molecular function (GO): ADP binding
Source: RefSeq, a predicted model, not a curated record